Messenger RNA from Geodia barretti, 333 nucleotides. The record is from the annotation of a GenBank genome assembly. NCBI's taxonomy places the organism in Eukaryota, Metazoa, Porifera, Demospongiae, Tetractinellida, Geodiidae.
AUGCUAUGUCAUGAAUCACUGUUAAGCUGUAGUAAAGGUGCACGGGGUCUUUCCGUCCUUUGGCGGGUAACCGGCGUCUUCACCGGUACCACAACUUCGCCGGGCUGGUUGUUAAGACAGUGCUCAGAUCGUUACGCCAUUCGUGCAGGUCGGAACUUACCCGACAAGGAAUUUCGCUACCUUAGGACCGUUAUAGUUACGGCCGCCGUUCACCGGGGCUUCGAUUCGGAAGCUUCGCCGAAGCUAACCUCUCCUCUUAACCUUCCGGCACCGGGCAGGCGUCAGCCCCUAUACGUCGUUUUCGACUUUAGCAGAGACCUGUGUUUUUGGUAA